This is a messenger RNA of Daucus carota subsp. sativus, 1117 nucleotides long. Its product is annotated as GTP-binding protein SAR1A. Gene Ontology annotation, cellular component: COPII vesicle coat; endoplasmic reticulum exit site. The transcript is spliced from 3 exons. Bases 143 to 724 code for a protein of 193 amino acids. Lineage: Eukaryota; Viridiplantae; Streptophyta; Magnoliopsida; Apiales; Apiaceae. Gene Ontology annotation, molecular function: GTP binding; GTPase activity. The record is from RefSeq and is a predicted model, not a curated record. Gene Ontology annotation, biological process: membrane organization; vesicle organization; intracellular protein transport.
CCUACCCGACUCUACAGUGAGGAAGGAGAGAAAAGAGUUGUACACCAGAUCUGUUUGUAUCUAUUCUCCCUUUGCUUAUCUCUCUCGUCUAUCUCUCUACAAUUCUCUCUCACUACUGUUCUCAAAAGAGAGACAAAAGGGGAUGUUUUUAUUUGAUUGGUUUUAUGGGGUCUUAGCUUCUCUUGGGCUAUGGCAAAAAGAGGCCAAGAUCUUGUUUUUAGGCCUCGAUAACGCCGGCAAAACCACCCUUCUUCACAUGCUUAAGGAUGAGAGAUUAGUUCAACAUCAGCCGACCCAACAUCCAACAUCUGAAGAAUUGAGUAUUGGUAAAAUCAAGUUUAAAGCUUUUGAUUUGGGUGGUCAUCAGAUCGCUCGUAGAGUUUGGAAAGAUUACUAUGCCAAGGUUGAUGCUGUAGUUUAUCUUGUGGAUGCUUAUGACAAGGAGCGGUUUGCAGAAUCCAAAAAAGAGUUGGAUGCACUACUUUCAGAUGAGUCCUUGUCCACUGUUCCAUUUCUCAUUCUGGGGAAUAAGAUUGACAUCCCAUAUGCUGCCUCAGAGGAUGAGUUGCGUUUUCAUCUUGGUCUGAGUGGCGUCACCACCGGAAAAGGGAGGGUGAAUCUUGCAGAUUCAAGUGUGCGUCCUUUAGAGGUAUUCAUGUGCAGCAUUGUGCGCAAAAUGGGAUAUGGUGAUGGAUUUAAAUGGGUUUCUCAAUACAUCAAGUAGGAUAGACUGCCAGUGAGAAAUUUCAUUAUGUUAUCACCCACUUGAAGAAUAGAUGAAUCAUUCCGAAGAAAGAUUGAAAUUUAUAUUCGUUCCCCAGCUUGAUUUGGUUUGUAAGAGAAUUCUCUUGGAUGUUCUUUUUUAUCAGUAUGGAAGGCCUUUGAUUUAUUGUAGUGUAAAAUCAUAACUACAGCCGCAGAAAAUAUACCUGUAAUCCAGCUCCGUUCUCGGCCCAUCCAUUUUGUUUGCAGACUAUCCUCUUCUAUGGUAAGUUUAUAAAUUCAAUUUGUAUCUGAAAUAAUUACAGUUUAGGGACUCUAAUUUUGCAGGCAUUCUAUAUUCAUAUUCAUAAUGAUUAGUAUACUUAGCUUAAAUAAUUAAGCUAUUAUUCAUCUA